AUGACGUCGAACUUCCUCUUCCCAACGGGAUCUGUAGUAAUUCGCGGUCUGGCUCGGGUUUGGUCGCACGUUACGAAGGGUGUCAGAUGGUCGCUAGGGUCAGGUACUAGGGCGCUUUUCUGGUGGGACAACUGGUCGAACAGCCCAUCACCUCUAAUUAACCGAGUGCAUGGGGUAAUUCCCGAGGACCAACUUUCUUGGUCUGUUUCGAAGUGUGUCAACGAGCAUGGGCAAUGGAAUUGGCCAAGCUUUUCGUCCUGGCUGCAGCCUUCGGAUCUUCUCCGGAUAUCCGCGACCCUCCCUCCUCAGGCCGGGGCUGGUCAAGAUAAAAUUUUCUGGGGUUUGUCCUCGAACGGGCAGUUCACGACCAAAUCAGCCUAUAAGUCUUUGAUUCCGGCGAACCGUGAUGAGAAGCGCCGGCUGUGGUCGCUGAUUUGGAAGUGGGUCGGACCUCAAAGAAUCCGACAGUUUUUAUGGCUCGUUGCUAUGGAAAAGCUUCUGACGAACGAAGAAAGACACCGACGGCACCUAGUGGAUAUUCCGCUAUGCGAGAUCUGUCAAGCCCAAACGGAAUCAAUCCUCCACGUUCUUCGUGAUUGUGAGGUUUCUCGUCUCUUCUGGAAAAAGCUGGUGCCGCGCUCGAAAUGGCCUGAGUUCUUCGAUCUGACUUUGGCCAAUUGGCUGGAACUGAACCUAUCGCCCCGGCUGAAUAUUGCGGAUGACAACUGGGAUUGUGUGUUUGGAGUUAGCUUGUGGCGUCUUUGGCAUGGCCGGAAUAAUUUCGUUUUUAAUAAUACCACAUCUUCGGCUGAUGGCAAAGUCAUGGAA
This is a messenger RNA of Striga hermonthica, 828 nucleotides long. NCBI's taxonomy places the organism in Eukaryota, Viridiplantae, Streptophyta, Magnoliopsida, Lamiales, Orobanchaceae. The record is from the annotation of a GenBank genome assembly.